Molecule: messenger RNA, 328 nt
Organism: Staurois parvus
Lineage: Eukaryota; Metazoa; Chordata; Amphibia; Anura; Ranidae
Source: the annotation of a GenBank genome assembly
UUAUACAAUUUUGUAAAUAAGUGAUUUUUCACCUUCACUGAUGUGCGCUAAUGAGGCUGCAGUGAUGGGCACUGAUAGGCUGCACUGAUGGACACUGAUAGGUGGCACUGAUUGGCAGCACAGAUAGGUGGCACUGAUUGGCAUUGAUAGGUGGCACUGACUGGCACUGAUGGGUGACAUUGAAAGGCAGCUCAGAUGGGCACUGAUAUGUGGCAUUGAUGUGCACUGGUAUGCACUGAUAUGUGGCAUUGAUGGGCACUGGCACGUGGCACUGAUGGGCACUGGCACUGAUGAGCACUGACAGGUGGCACUUCUGGGGCCACACUGA